Molecule: messenger RNA, 3551 nt
Organism: Hemiscyllium ocellatum (epaulette shark)
Lineage: Eukaryota; Metazoa; Chordata; Chondrichthyes; Orectolobiformes; Hemiscylliidae
Gene: jkamp
Product: jnk1/mapk8 associated membrane protein
Exons: 7
Coding region: 77-994 (305 amino acids)
Biological process (GO): response to unfolded protein
Cellular component (GO): membrane
Molecular function (GO): ubiquitin protein ligase binding
Source: RefSeq, a predicted model, not a curated record
UAUAAUGAAUUGGCAGUCUCACCUGGAAUCAUAAUGAAUUUGGGAACCUUGCCUGUGGAUCAGUGAUGUUAAUUUAAUGUGCCCUGGAUUAUACUGUGGGAGGUCAACAAUAGAAAACAGAAAUGACAGCCAUCCACAGUUUGGAGAAUGUGGGGUAUGCCCAAGAGGGGAAAGAACAGAUGAACUGAGGAUUUGUCGAAAAUGUGAGGAUUCACCGGAACUCUACGAUUGGUUGUACUUAGGCUUCAUGGCAAUGCUGCCUCUGAUUUUGCAUUGGUUCUUUAUCGAAUGGUAUUCAGGGAAGAAAAGUUCCAGUGCACUUUUUCAGCAUGUGACAGCAUUAUUGGAAUGUACUGUUGCAGCUAUUGUUACAUUAUUGGUGAAUGAUCCAAUUGGGCAACUGAAAAUCCGAUCCUGCCGAGUGAAGAUGCUGUCAGACUGGUAUACAAUGCUUUAUAAUCCGAGUCCAGAUUACAUCAAUACAUUGCACUGUACACAGGAAGCUGUAUUCCCUUUAUAUACUAUUAUCUUCAUAUACUAUGCCUUUUGUCUGGUUUUUAUGAUGUUGCUUCGUCCACUCCUGGUUAAAAAGAUUGCCUGUGGUCUUGGAAAAUCUGAUCGAUUUAAAAGCAUUUAUGCAGCUCUCUACUUUUUUCCAAUUCUGACAGUACUUCAGGCAGUUGGUGGAGGCCUGCUUUAUUAUGCUUUUCCAUACAUAAUUCUAGUCUUGUCAUUGGUAACUUUGGCAGUAUACAUGUCUGCUUCAGAAAUACAGACACACAAGGAUCUGAUCACCAAAAAGAAGAGACUGGUUGUUCUGUUUAGUCAUUGGAUGUUGCAUGCCUAUGGAAUAAUCUCAAUUUCAAGAUUAGAUAAACUGGAUCAAGAUCUGCCUCUGCUGGCUUUAGUACCAACUCCAGCACUUUUCUACCUGUUAACUGCUAAAUAUACAGAACCUUCAAGGAUAUUGUCAGAAGGUGGCAAUGGACAUUGAAAAGGGGCACAUACUAUAGAACAAGGGAUGUUUGAAACAGAUUCUAGCUGUUUGUGUAAGAAUCAGUAUGAUUACAGUAUAAUUACUAUUGCUUGUUCGGCUGUGAUGUGCUGUCUGCUUUAUUUAUAUUUUAUGUACAUAAUCGAUUCACAUGCUUUGACAAAUCAGCAUUAAAAUGCAGAUAAGAAAUUUUAUUUCAAUAAAUUGGAUCCAUCUCUCAUAACUGCAGUGGAUUACAUAAAGUGUAAAUUUCAGCUUCUUUUUCAUCCUGUGGGGCAGAAUAUAAAUGGUGAAUCUUUUGCAAUGAUACAACUGUCCAAACCUAAUCAACAUUAAUUUUCAACACUGUGUUUCUGAACUUUGGCUAAUGCCAGUUUAUUGGAAGAAUUUAUUUGAUCUCCUUGAACAAAGUGCGGUGGUGGGUCAGUUGAAAGGGCCUGCCUACAUCGCCAAUUAAUUGGUUCUUUCAGAAGCUGCCCAUGGUUUUUUUGAAUAUUAAAGGUUAGAUUUAAGUUGCCACAAUAAUUAUCAGUCUACAUUUUGUUUUUCCACUGUAACUUUCACCCAUCCAUUUUCUAGUGGAGUUCCUCUAUCUAUACAGAGGAACCUCGAUUAUCCGAAGGACACGGGUGGGGUGUAUUUCAUUCAGUUAAUCGAAUGCUGGAUAACGUAGUUUAGCCAAGCAUUGGGACCUUGUGUUGUUGCCGGAUACUCAAGUUCUGAUAAUCAAGGUUCUUCUGUAUGUAGUUAGCUUUCUAUCAUGAAAGGUUUGGUAUUAAUAUUUUCUUGAGGCAAUGUUUCUCAAGUAUAAUUUGAAACGUUGAGAUCUUAAAUACAAAAACUGGAAGUAUAUCUUUCAGAAAUCUCAAUGAUAAAUGUUUUAAAACAUAAAGAUUUGGAGGGAAUUACGAACAGAGACCUCUGAUACUGCCAGUUAAAAGUGACUAAGUAUUUUUCACAAAUUUCAAAUUAAAUAUUAUUAAUAGGAUUUAAUGAUAUUUUCUUACCUAUAUAAUGUUGUCAUUGAGGUGAUGUGAUUUGUUUCAUCACGCAUCUUUCCUUUUCUUCUGUAAUUUAAAGAUAAAGUAAAUUUUAAAAUAAGUUUAAUCCAACUAAGAAAGUAAUUUUAAUCAAAUAUGGCCUACCAGUAGGAAGUGUGGCUCCCACAAAGGACUGCAGUUUACUUAAGUACUGUUUUAGCUGAUCACUAACGUAGCCAACCGUUUGUAUUCUGCUAUAGAUUUUCUGCAUCAGAUCCUGUAUUGUGUUUAGUACACACUGUUCACAUUCUUCAGAUUCCUGCAAAAGUGGCAUUUGUGAAUUCUGUGAUAAAUACAUGCAUAAAUACCAGUAAAAAUCUUUGUUACUCACUACCUUUUGAACCCUAGCAUCCAGUGACCAGCUAUUCAGAAGAUUAUCUAAAAACAAAGAAAAAAUAGUAUUACUUUGGUAGCAUGUGUUAAUUAAGGUAUAUUACUCCGAGUAGAACUAAGUAUAGGUAGUCUUUCAAACAGGGACACGAUAGUGCAAACAGUAUGCAUGCACUUUGUGUCAACAAUAAUGAUUAAAUUGUAGAUGCAUUUUGCUUGAAAUUUGUAUGUAAAUAUGAGGAAAAAAUGACAAAGUUUAAACAUUUAAAUUCUAGAACACUUAUAUGAUUUAUGAAUGCAAAUUGAAAUUUUUCAGGAGACUGAAAUCAUUUUUCUCACUAUAAUAGAAUUGUUUGCAUCCAAGGUAUCUGAGGUGAGCCUAAGUUUGCACAUAUAGUAAUUAAUUUGUUGGUAGAAAUAUUUAGGAAUAAAAACUGACUAUAAAGUAUCACAAUUACGAGGCUUGAUGUUAAACACUGGAAUGUAAACUUUGUGACAUUGUGUUAAGUUCUUUUCACAAAACAGUUUUUCAGAUGAUGCACCGUAGAUGAUUUGUAGUUCAAUAUCCUGUUGGUUUUUUGCUGUGAUUUGCUUUUCUCUUCCUUCUUUGAGUGAGGCAAUGACUCUCACCAGUUGGAAGUUGCACUGUCAAUGAAAGAUAGGAAAGAUUAAUUGGAAUAUAUUAUUAUUAAUAUGCAGCUUCAUUGUAAUCAGAGGUGUCUCUCAUCCUGCAGAUUUUUACAGCAAAUUCGCUGAAAGUGAUUAAGAAUGGAAAUCCAGACCUUAUUGCUUAACUUUCUCAGCUAAAGGAACGGAUAGUAAUGCCUAACCACAACAGCCAUUUUUGCUGCGCUGUUGGUUAAGGAAGAGCAUGUGCAAAUGUGAAUAUGCUUUAUUUUACUGUUUCAUGCAGGAAUAUUUCUUUCUUGAAGAGAUUCUGCCGUUCAGAUGCAUGUAAAGUGUAAAUACAUACAACUAGUUUUAAUAGAAAACACUGCAUUGCUAAAUAAUACUUCACUCACCAGUUUCAGUUUGCAGUUUUCUAUCUCAAGAUAUUCAAGUCUUCUGUUUGUUUCAUAAAUAUCUGCCUCCAUGAAUUUUAGUUGCUCAGCAGUAUUUUUAACUUGGUUAUAGAGGCUGAGUCGUAUUGCAGCUAACAAAGACUUCAGUUGUGGCUGAUGCAAGAA